AUGGACAGGUUUACGCAGAAUCCAGCCGAGUUAUUUAGGGGUGUAGGAGGAUUUGCCAUCGCAGGAGGAAUUGGCUCGCUCAUCAAACAUUCAUUUUCAAGUAUCAUUAUAGGCAUAUAUGAGGUCAUUAUCGGUGCCAUCAUCAUUUUUCUGGAGAUUCGAACGCCUACAGAAGAACACAAAGCUCUCAUUCACGAAUAUGCGAGCUUCAUGCAUUCUUUCGUUGGUCGAGGUGUCUUCUACCUCUUACUUGGUGUGCUCAUGCUCAACUACUAUACUAUUCUUUACGUUUGCGGUACGGUUGUAGGAUUCGUCGGAUUGGCGUAUAUAGCCUUAAAUUUCGUUCAAAUAUUCGAGCCGCCUUCCACAAUGCAACCUCCUAAUACCGACCCUGAAGCUCAACCUGUUUGGCAAGGACCCACAGAGUAA
Kwoniella shivajii is the source of this 429-nucleotide messenger RNA. RefSeq lists its product as uncharacterized. Gene Ontology annotation, cellular component: Golgi membrane. NCBI's taxonomy places the organism in Eukaryota, Fungi, Basidiomycota, Tremellomycetes, Tremellales, Cryptococcaceae. Bases 1 to 429 code for a protein of 142 amino acids. The transcript has 6 exons. Gene Ontology annotation, biological process: vesicle-mediated transport. The record is from RefSeq and is a predicted model, not a curated record.